AUGUACUAUUCCUCGUCAAUGUUCCGGGAAGCCGGUUUUGACACCCGUAUGGCACUCGUCACGUCCCUCGGAUGCGGCAUCACCAAUUGGAUCUUCGCCCUGCCAGCCGUAUACACGAUCGACACCUUUGGACGACGGAAUCUACUGCUGACCACAUUCCCCCUAAUGUGUAUUUUCCUGCUCUUCACCGGCUUCUCCUUCUACAUACCCGAUCAAACAUCUCGGACGGCCUGCGUCGCGACUGGCAUAUACCUCUUCAUGAUUGUGUACUCGCCCGGUGAAGGGCCGGUCCCAUUCACCUACUCUGCAGAAGCUUUCCCCCUCUACAUCCGAGACAUCGGCAUGUCCUUCGCAACGGCCACAACGUGGGGUUUCAACUUCAUCGUCUCGCUGACCUGGCCAUCGCUCAAUAAAUCGUUUACACCCACCGGUGCUUUUGGCUGGUACGCGGCGUGGAACUUCUUCGGCUGGAUCUUUUGUUAUUUCUGUUUGCCGGAGACCAAGGCCCUUUCGCUUGAGGAGCUGGAUCAAGUCUUUUCGGUUCCGACGACUAAGCACAUCAAUCACUAUCGCGCGAUGUUGCCGUGGUAUGUCAAGAAGUAUUUGCUUCGGAGAGAUGUGCCACCGCAGAAGCAGCUCUACGACUAUUAUUAG
Molecule: messenger RNA, 654 nt
Organism: Aspergillus udagawae
Lineage: Eukaryota; Fungi; Ascomycota; Eurotiomycetes; Eurotiales; Aspergillaceae
Exons: 2
Coding region: 1-654 (217 amino acids)
Biological process (GO): transmembrane transport
Cellular component (GO): membrane
Molecular function (GO): myo-inositol:proton symporter activity
Source: RefSeq, a predicted model, not a curated record